GGCCGCGCUCAAAGGAAAGGCUCUGCCGCCGCUCUUCGCGGUUCCUGCCGGAGAGGAGAGGCAAGGCAGCGCUGAUGGCGACGUCUUUAGGAUCAAACACGUACAACCGACAGAACUGGGAGGACUCGGUACGACUGAGCGGGGCCGCUUCCGCUCACGGCCGGCCGGCUCGCCUGCUCUGCCGCUGCGGUCGUUGUGUGGUUGUUGGGUUAAACGGACUGGCUCCACAGCCGCAUGCUGUAAUUAGCUUAGCUAGACCGUUCCGGUCCACCUUAAAUACCCCACACUUACAUUCUGGCGUCGUUACGGAGCCAGCUGUCCAAGCUUUUAAGGUGGAACGGGAAAGUGGACGAAGAAGCUAACUUCGGCUUUAUGCUGUGUAGCUAGUUGACGUUAGACGGUUACCUACGGAAGCCACGCGCCGAUUUACGCUGUCAGCGUUUCUCAGUAAAGUGCGUAACCGUGCCCGGAGUUUAGUGGCGUAGCGCCAGGUUCCCUGAGAUACCGCGGUACUGUGGACGCUGCAGGACGCUGCCGAGCGGGGUUAGCUGCCGUGGUCGGACGCCGGCGCCGUGGUUGAACACUUCGGUGUUCUUGUGACCAGCUGUUGGAGAUGCUGCGCUCCUAAAAGGACUUCCCUAUUCUCUGCCAAACAUGUUUAGGGGAAAAUCCUUACAUUCGCAUGACUAAAGAGAAGUAUGGCAAAGAAUGUAAGAUAUGUGCUCGGCCCUUCACUGUGUUCCGCUGGUGUCCUGGUGUGCGCAUGCGCUUUAAGAAGACAGAGGUGUGUCAGACGUGCAGUAAGAUGAAGAACGUGUGUCAGACCUGCUUGCUGGAUCUGGAGUACGGCCUUCCCAUCCAGGUGAGGGAUGCUGGACUGUCAAUCAAAGAUGACAUGCCAAAAUCAGACGUCAAUAAGGAAUAUUACACGCAGAACAUGGAAAGAGAGAUCCAGAACUCGGAUGGCACACGGCCGGUGGGUUUGCUGGGCAAAGCGCCCAGCUCAAGCGACAUGCUGCUGAAGCUGGCUCGCACCACCCCCUACUACAAGAGAAACCGCCCCCACAUCUGCUCUUUCUGGGUUAAGGGCGAGUGUAAGAGAGGAGAGGAGUGUCCGUACAGGCAUGAGAAACCCACGGACCCUGACGAUCCACUGGCAGAUCAGAACAUUAAAGACCGUUACUAUGGCAUUAAUGACCCAGUGGCUGAUAAACUGCUGAAGAGAGCCUCCACCAUGCCAAGACUCGACCCACCCGAGGACAAAACCAUCACCACCCUCUACAUAGGGGGGUUGGGUGAUACCAUCACAGACUCUGAGCUCAGGAAUCAUUUUUACCAGUUUGGGGAGAUCCGCACCAUUACUCUAGUGCAGAGACAGCAGUGCGCGUUUAUUCAGUUUGCUAUGAGGCAGGCAGCUGAGCUUGCUGCUGAGAAAUCCUUCAACAAGCUCAUCAUCAGUGGCCGCAGACUCACUGUCAAGUGGGGCCGCUCACAGGCAGCCAAGGGCAAAGAGACUAAAGAUGGCUACAGUGAAAUGGGCACCAGACUGGAGCCUGUGCCUGGUCUGCCUGCAGCUUUGCCCCCACCCCCAGCUUUGGAGGAUGAGACCCCAGCUAACUACUUUAACCUGGACCCCAGCAACUCUCCUGCAGUGCUGAACCUCAACCUGCCCCCUCCCCCUGGUCUCCCCAACCCACCACCACCAGGUUUUGGGCCACCAAUGUUCCAUCCAAUGGGCCCUCCGCCACCUCCUCCUAUGGGCUUGAGACCACCAGGACACAUCCACUACCCGUCCCAGGACCCCCAGAGAAUGGGCGCUCACGCCGCCACACGCCACGGAGACUAGAGGCUUGACCUCUCGUGGAUUCUGUGCCAGUUAGCUGUGGGCUGCGGGAGUGACAGUGCACCAGCUGAGACUGCAGUACUGUUGAGCUUCUCUUCCUGUGAAUGACUGAUUUUUGAUGAAGGGCCAGCGUGACCUCAUGCAGAACACAACCUUGUUUCGCUGUUGAUGGCUUCACUUUACUGGCUCACAAUUACAUUCACACUGACCCUUCAGAAACGCCUAUGGCGGGAGCAGCUAGGGUAGAAGCGCUGUCAGGUUGUGCUAACAGGACUUUCUUCCAGACCAGAAGUUGUAACAGGGUGUAGUGCUCAUUAGCCCAACAACACAAUUAACUCCAAGUGUCAAUUAAAACAGAUAUUAAAUAAAACCUAAAGUGAAGAACUGAA
Pygocentrus nattereri (red-bellied piranha) is the source of this 2232-nucleotide messenger RNA. RefSeq names its product pre-mRNA-splicing factor RBM22-like. The record is from RefSeq and is a predicted model, not a curated record. The coding region runs from base 683 to 1846 and encodes 387 amino acids. Gene Ontology annotation, molecular function: U6 snRNA binding; metal ion binding; pre-mRNA binding. Gene Ontology annotation, cellular component: U2-type catalytic step 1 spliceosome; U2-type catalytic step 2 spliceosome; Prp19 complex. The transcript is spliced from 10 exons. NCBI's taxonomy places the organism in Eukaryota, Metazoa, Chordata, Actinopteri, Characiformes, Serrasalmidae.